Messenger RNA from Quercus robur (English oak), 1220 nucleotides. RefSeq names its product DNA polymerase kappa-like. The record is from RefSeq and is a predicted model, not a curated record. Gene Ontology annotation, molecular function: DNA-directed DNA polymerase activity. Gene Ontology annotation, biological process: error-prone translesion synthesis. Bases 417 to 1031 code for a protein of 204 amino acids. Lineage: Eukaryota; Viridiplantae; Streptophyta; Magnoliopsida; Fagales; Fagaceae. The transcript is spliced from 4 exons. Gene Ontology annotation, cellular component: nucleus.
AUCAGUGGACAUGCAGAAAGAAGAUCUUUCUGGGCGAACAUUGACUCUAAAAUUGAAAACAACUACUUUUGAGGUGCUUUUUGUUGCUCCAUUAUGGUUCUCUGUAUAAAUAGAGUCAAUACCAACUCAUAAGAGAUUUAUUCAGGUACAACCCAUAUCUGGUGUAUGUAACCCCAAGUAAGGUCUCAUAACUUCCAUGAGGUUUGAGUUCAAAACCUCUAGUCAGCAUCUUGGAAUCACCCCCAUGAGAUUCCUUGGAGAUUAAUGUGCGUGGGACGAGGGGAUUACACACACUCAGGAGUUGAGUCUCUAGACAAAAAACUCACCAAUUUUUUGAUAUCUGGAGAUGCAUCUAGGGAAAGUAUGGUUGAUAGUAGUACCAUGGUCUCAAUUGUUAAUGGUAUGAUCACCACUUCAUGAAUGAUACAGAAACUGGUUUUUCUAUGGGUAGCCAUGAGGCCUGUAAUUAUGAUGGGAGGGAUUUGUUGAACAGCAGCCACUUUCCAGAUCUGGAAGAUAAUAAUUGUGCUAUUGGCAACAAUGAUGGAGAAAUGCAGAAAUUUCGUGAGCCUUUGAACGAUGAAAAUGGAAACAAGGUGAAUACCCCAGAACGAAAAUCUUAUCAAAAUGCAGUGUCUGAGUUGAAAGCAGAUUCUUCUUCUGUGCCAUUUGCAUUUCGUAGCCUAGAUGAAGAGAACAAGAGGGCUAAUUUGCCGGAUGAUGAUACAGUCUCUUCAUCCAAUCAGGGAGAGCUACUUCUGUGGGUAAAUGAUUACAAGUGUUCACUAUGUGGGAUUGAAUUACCACCUUUUUUUGUUGAGGAAAGGCAAGAGCGCUUUGAUUUUCAUCUUGCUGAGAGACUUCAGAAAGAGGAAUCUUGCUGUGACACAAGAAUGCUGAGGCACAGGCUUGCCCCAAAGGAUAGCAUCGCGAGCCAAAGAAAACAAAAAAAAAGCAGAGGGCUUCUCCAAAAGCUGUGUCACAAUACGUACAGAGUUCAGCUCCAAAUUUGUUGGGCGGCUACUGUUUGAGGAGUUUAUACCUUUAAUUUAUUUUGGUCAAAUGUGGAACCCAAAACACAUGGAAGAUUGCAUUGCCGUUAGUUCACUACAAAAACGCGGCCGCUUUUUUUUAGCCGUGUUUGCAAAAAACUUUUUAGUGUUGUUGCAUUAUAAUACAUCAUUUGCAUUAUAAUUUGGUGUUCACUUUUGAAAAUUGAG